CAACGCGGUCUCCGAGGCAUCGCGCUGGGCGCGCGACAGCGGUCAAAAGGGCAGCCGUUCGCCGCACGAGCGCAUACGCCGUCGCGCAGCCGUUGCAAAGCUGCCCGAAGGGCUGCGGUCGCACCGACCCAGAGCCAAGGGCAGAGCAAUAUGAGCAACAUCGUGCAAGCGCUCCGCAAGGGCUACCUCGGCGCGGGCCGCUGCGACACGGACGGCAGGAGGGAGGCCGACCUCGAGGAUGUCGCCUGGGACCGGAGCCGCUCGACGAUGACGCGGACGCCGGGCACUGCCACAAAAAGGAUGUGGGACGCGCCACCUCCAGCAAAGCCGCAGCCGGCCUUCACGCCGCCUGCCGGUGCCCAGACUUUGCUGAACGAGUGCGAGAAGGCCCAGGAUGCGGUUGGUUUGAAGGAUGCCUUGAAAGUGCUCGCUGGAGCGUGGUCAGACGUCCAGGGGCCCUGGAUGCCGCAGCUCGCCGAAGCCGUCAUGGACAAGUGUCCUCGCGACAGGUUGGAGGCCGCGGCUAAAUUAUUGGAGGAUGGCCUGGCUUCUACGAUCGCUAAAAGAGCUUUAGUGGUAGAAAAAGUACCUUACCGGGAUCCGCCGGACAAGGCCGACUUUUGGCAUAUUGAAGAUGGCGCGAUCAUUGGGGAGUCGUAUCAUGACGCGCGCGGCGACAAGAUGAUGCGCGAGUCUGCCACACGCGAAGCGAGUGCGCGACGAUUGGCCAAGCGGUUGGCGGGUGACCGACUGCUCAACAAGCCACCGCGGGAGUUCCACGGACGAACUUUAAGUGAUAAAGCCCCCCUCAAGAGGUUUCCCCAUACCGAUAUUUGGACCAAAAAUCGCGCCGUACCCUGGCACUCCGACGACCUUCGCGGGCGAGAUGUGUUCAAGGGUUAUGUAUCGGCCCAUACGUUUAGUACGGGACGGUGCUGCUGGGACCCGAACAAGAUGCCCAUCGUGACGCCCGGUCCUACCACCAGUGAUGACUUCGUGCAGCCCCACGGGAACUUCAUGGGCGAGGACGUCAAAGGUUUACCAUUUAGUAGGAUGACGGACCGCGGUCCCGGGAUGCCCGGUCCUACGAGAUGUAUCUCCAAACCCGGAGUCAUGUUCAAAAAACCAAAAAAGCAACCUUCCACCUAUACGCAUAGUCUGUUCGGCAAGACGAUGUCCUUCACGGACUUUGAGCCGUCUUUUUGCGAUAGUACGCACACCGACCACGAGAUCAAAAUCGCUCGAGCCUUCGCUCCUGUUGUGAAGGUCCAACCCCCGACGCCCGGCAAGGCACUCAUAACGAUGAAAAAGACCGACGCGAAGUACCUGGCGAAGGUCCCGAAUCAAGUCGAUUUUCCUUUUAGACCUGCAAAAGCGGGCCAACAACGGUUCCUGACGGAUGAGCGCGUGACGAUCUUUGCUCUUCCCGAUGAAAAAUGUGGAGCGCAAGCGAAGGAGCCGGGUCUGGGGCUGCAUCGACCGAUCAAGGACAUUGUCAGUCCGGGUCCCGUGUAUGACUUACGAGUACACUAUCCGGGACGAGGGCCCGCGCGCAUGGAGGCCCAGAAGUAUACCCGUCAGAGAGCUUCGGAAAUACGAGAAGCAAGGAGCACGUCGCUGGAGCGAGCUUCUUUGGCAACGGUGUCGGAGGUCAUGGACGAUAGCACUGCAAAUGCUAUCGCACGGGUCAAAGCUCGCAAGGACGUGAAAGCCAAGGCCGUGGGUGCAUCUGCGACCUUCGCCACGGCGAUUCGGGGCGAGAACGCGACGUAUGAUAGCAUCUGCGGUGGAACGUUCAUGCCGCCGUCCUUCACGCCGUCGCCUCUGCACGUCACGGCGCCGAACCCCGCGGACCUGAACGCGAACCCGCGGCACGCCGGGCCCUAUCAAGUGAAGCCGUGCGCCGUGAACAUGGCGGACACGUAUGUGCCGUGGGCCUACGCGCACGGCCGGAAACCCGGCGCGAGCGUGUUCGCGAUGACGGGGCGGGAGGGUAAGUACUAGAAAGUGUC
Messenger RNA from Pelagomonas calceolata, 2012 nucleotides. The record is from the annotation of a GenBank genome assembly. Lineage: Eukaryota; Pelagophyceae; Pelagomonadales; Pelagomonadaceae.